CUUCUCGCCAUGGGCAACUCGAAUUCCACACUGCCGAUCGAGUCGUGCAUACAGAGCGUUUGCAACGGACGCCUCGAGUGCUACCAUGUCCCGACGAGUAACCUCGAUACGGCAUGGACCAAGCUGUACAAUCUUGAUCUUCCGCGGUAUCCCGAUAUCAUCGUUCGGCCGAACAAUGCGACUGAGGUAUCUGGCGCGGUGAAGUGCGCGCAUGAUAAUGGGUAUAAAGUCCAGGCUCGGUCUGGCGGACACUCUUAUGGCUUCCAAAUGGAUAACAACACCUGGCAAGCGAGCAUCGGCUCGGGGUUCAGACUGGAUGGACUCGAUAAGCUGCUGCAUGCCAAUGGCGGCCGGGCUAUUGCCCAUGGGACAUGCCCUGGGGUUGGUGUUGGAGGACACGCAACUGUGGGAGGAUUGGGCCCCAUGUCGAGAAUGUGGGGAGCCGCCCUUGACCACGUCCUCGAAGUCGAGGUGGUCACUGCCAAUGGCACCGUGGUCCGGGCAAACGAAGAGCAGCACCAAGAUUUGUUCUGGGCUAUCCGGGGUGCCGGAGCUAGCUUUGGCAUCGUGACGGAAUUCGUCCUCAAGACGCACCCGGAGCCCGGCAGCGUUGUCGAGUACACCUACAGCUUCAGCUUUGGCGAGCAGAAAGACAUGGCGCCUGUCUUUGAGCAGUGGCAGGAGUUGGUCUACGACCCGGACCUCGAUCGACGUUUCUCAACGCUCUUCAUCGCAGAACCUCUGGGUGCUCUCAUCACCGGCACGUUCUAUGGCACUAAGGAUGAAUUUGACGAGACGGGCAUCGCGAAGAAGAUUCCUGUGGGCGGAGACGUAAAGCUGGCCGUGGUAGAUUGGCUGGGCAGCUUGGCGCACAUUGCUGAGACGACGGGCUUGUAUCUGAGUGAUUUGGCCACGCCGUUUGCCAGCAAGUCAUUGGCAUUCGGCAAGAACGACAAGCUGCGCAAGGAUUCGAUCGACGAGCUGUUCACGUACAUGGACGACACCGACCCCGGCACUCUGCUGUGGUUCAUCAUCUUCAACUCCGAGGGUGGCGCCAUGGCCGACACUGCGUACAACGCAACCGCCUACCCGCACCGCGACGCGAUUAUGAUGUACCAGUCCUAUGCCAUCGGCAUUCCGCUGCUGAACCAAGGCACGAGGGAUUUUGUCUCUGGCGUCCAUGAUAGGAUCAAGAAGGCGGCUCCGGAGGCGAACACGACGUACGCCGGAUACGUGGAUGUGUCGUUGAGCAGAGAGGAGGCGCAGUGGACGUACUGGGGCGACAAGGUGCCGAGACUGCAGGAGAUCAAGAAACUCUAUGAUGGGAGCAAUGUGUUUCUGAACCCUCAGAGCGUCGAUUUGCCUUGAGGGUG
This is a messenger RNA of Trichoderma citrinoviride, 1373 nucleotides long. RefSeq names its product Glucooligosaccharide oxidase. Bases 10 to 1368 code for a protein of 452 amino acids. NCBI's taxonomy places the organism in Eukaryota, Fungi, Ascomycota, Sordariomycetes, Hypocreales, Hypocreaceae. The record is from RefSeq and is a predicted model, not a curated record. The transcript is spliced from 3 exons. Gene Ontology annotation, molecular function: oxidoreductase activity; FAD binding.